AUGCCUGGAAAAACUAGCGACUGGGACAACGCCGACUUCCUCUUGGAUCUCGUCGUUGGUCUCUACACUGGCGCCCAAGUCAACGGGAGCUUGACUCCUCCCGUCAAGCAGUCUAUCGAAGAGUAUAUCAAGGGGCGCGGAUAUGCCACCUCUUUUGAUGCUGUGCGCCUCAAAAUCUCCUUUCUCUAUCCUUUCCUUAUCGCCGUCGCCGUCGCCAUGGCCAAGCGCCAAGUCAUGCAGUGGGAUGCCAACGUCCACGAAGAUAUCCUUAUCUGUCUAUUUCAACACAUCAAGCCAAGUGCUGAGGACUGGAGCAACGUCAUGGGUGAUCUUCAGCAAAAGGGCUACACUUUCACUGAGGGCGCUCUUCGGUACGAUUUCUGA
This is a messenger RNA of Fusarium redolens, 384 nucleotides long. RefSeq lists its product as uncharacterized. The transcript has 2 exons. Bases 1 to 384 code for a protein of 127 amino acids. NCBI's taxonomy places the organism in Eukaryota, Fungi, Ascomycota, Sordariomycetes, Hypocreales, Nectriaceae. The record is from RefSeq and is a predicted model, not a curated record.